Messenger RNA from Amblyraja radiata (thorny skate), 2034 nucleotides. It is a transcript of the gene c31h1orf174, whose product is annotated as chromosome 31 C1orf174 homolog. The record is from RefSeq and is a predicted model, not a curated record. The coding region runs from base 240 to 1145 and encodes 301 amino acids. NCBI's taxonomy places the organism in Eukaryota, Metazoa, Chordata, Chondrichthyes, Rajiformes, Rajidae. The transcript has 5 exons.
UUGCCGUUCUCAAAAAUGGCGGUGAUCGAGGCAACCAGGAAUGAUGAAUGAGGCAGUGAUGGAUGUGUCGUUUGCCCAAUGAGUAAAGGAAUUAGGCCAUUGCUCAGUCGAGUGGGUUGUGACUUGAGUCCGUUCUGUCUGGAGGUUGAACCACGCAGAAAGUUCCAAUGCUUCUGGCAACCCAGUUAAAACCCAGCGAAUGUACGCAGAUAGCAAACAUAUCGCGAUUUUGAUCUAAGAUGAAAACCAAACAGGUUGGAGUCCGGCGCUCUGCACGUCUUCGGAAUAAGGAGCUCUACACUGCAGCCUCCAAACAGAACAUCAAGGAUGGCAGCUCAACACACAAAGCACCGGGGCCUUCAUGUGAAGCACUGCUUCCAUUGGACAAGUCGGCUUGCAAUCCAGAUAUUCGACCCUCAAAAAAGAAGAAAUAUGAAAAAGUGGAAGCACGGACAGAAAAAAAAACUCGAGUUACUGAGCAGGAACUGGAAGAUACUGCUGUCCAUCUUCCUCACAAACAGUCACAUACAUCGAAAGAACAUGACGAGAAGCCGGCUACUCAUGAAAUAUGCACGGAAGUGAACACUGCAGUUCAGGAAAAUCGGACACCGACCCCCACCAGCUUGGAGUGGAGAGUGACAGAAAAGCAUGAAGAGCGUGCAGCAAAAACUGAAGAAAUGGACAAUAAUAAUUGUCUGCCAACAGAAACAUCCAUUACGUCAGUGUUAGAAGACAAGGAAGACAUUGAGAAAAUAGAAAAUCUAGAUAAUGAUGUGGAAAGGAGUGAUACAAUGGAGAUUGACCAGUCACAAGGCAACUCAUUCAAAGUAGAUAACAGCAUUUUUCUAGACGAGGACAGCAAUCAGCCCAUGCCUGUUGGAAAAUUCUUUGGGAAUGUGGAGAUUAUGCAAGAUCUUCCACAGUCAGUACCACUCCUGGAUUCUGUCACCAGGCGAGAGUAUAGAAGACGUCACUUCAUUGCAAAAGAUGAAGAGGAUGAAGAACUAGAAGACUGGGUGACAGAUGAGACAGAAAAGGAGCCACGAGUGUUACCUCCAUCAGAAAAUGAGGUGCCUGUGGGAACUGAAACAAAAGUAAAUCCUGUCUUACAAAAUGCACCGGACGUGGUGGAGAAGUGUUUGUGAUGAUCUUGUAAAAGCACAAAUGGAAACCAUUAGCCAGUACCGUCAAACCAAAGAUGUCCAUCCGAUAUUUACACUUAAUUAUAGCAGAGCCUUGUUUGUCUGGAAGCAAUUGUGGUAGCUGUUAUAAUAUCAUAAAUGUGUGGAACUAUCAUUUUUGAUGUUUUGGCUUGGUUAUUCUACCUACAUUCUGUGGGGUUUUUUUUAAAUUCUGUAUCUUUUGUAAUUAAUUUGUCUGCACCCCUAGCAUUUACAUAUAUUUGUAUUAAUAGACCAGUAUAUCAAAGUAAUGAUGGCUGGUGUUAAAGUUAAAAGUGGAAGCAAAGAUCAGGUUAGGUUUGACAUUUGUGCAAAGCCUUUCCCGAUAUUAGCGUGAAUGGUAGCCAACUGCCUUCCUACUUAAAAUCAUAACUGCAAUUUAAAUCAGGGAUCAACCCAUUCAUGGGAGCAUUUUUUUUUGUGUAUAUAUGUGUAUUUUCCUUGUUCCUUAUUGCCAUAAGUUGAAAGUAUCAAGCUGAAUAUUAUCUUAAGUUGGAAGAGGACUGAAAUAUCAUAAGGUUUGGAUUUUUUUUUGCAGAUUCAUCAGUGAAUGAUAUCCAAUCAUUUUUAUGAAGGAAAAUUUUGUGGGAUUAAAUUCAUACAUGGUAAUCUAGUAAAGGGUUUGUAAUUACUUGUAUAUGAUACUUAAAGUCAGUAAUAUGUGAUAUUUGUAAAUGCAGGAAAAAUGUUGCAGUCAAUGUUAAGGAAGUGAAAGGACAUCUUUUUUUCCAGUUUCAAACGAUUACCACACCAUACAAGAACAAAACGGCAAAAAAAAAAAACAGAAUCUCACCCAGUAGUCCUCUCUUUGUCUGAGGCUGCUCAAACCGAAUUAAAAAAAUAGUUUACUUUU